Molecule: messenger RNA, 1026 nt
Organism: Coniosporium apollinis CBS 100218
Lineage: Eukaryota; Fungi; Ascomycota; Dothideomycetes
Product: dihydroflavonol-4-reductase
Exons: 3
Coding region: 1-1026 (341 amino acids)
Molecular function (GO): oxidoreductase activity, acting on the CH-OH group of donors, NAD or NADP as acceptor
Source: RefSeq, a predicted model, not a curated record
AUGACACGCGUGCUACUUUCCGGCGGAAGCGGCUUCAUCGCUGCCCACGUCCUGGACAUUCUGCUCGAACACGGACACUCCGUCGUCACCACCGUCCGCAGCCAAGACAAAGCCAACAAAAUCGCCGAAGCCCACCCCAACGUUGGUAAAGACAAGCUCGACUUCGCCAUCGUCGAAGACAUUGCCAUCGAAGGCGCUUUCGACGACGCCGUGAAGUCUGAUCCCCCUUUCGAAGCCGUAAUCCACACCGCCAGCCCCUUCCACUUCAACGUGACAGACAUCCAGAAGCAGCUGCUGGACCCUGCCGUGAUUGGCACUACGGGCAUCCUCAAGAGCAUCAAGAAACACGCGCCAGAGGUGAGGAGGGUGGUCAUCACGUCCUCGUUUGCGGCGAUUGUGAACCCGAGUAAGGGGCUGUGGCCGGGCCAUACAUACACCGAGGAGGAUUGGAGCCCGCUUACGCAGGAGGAGGCACUGGAGAGUCCCACGGCGGGGUAUAGGGCCAGCAAGACGUUUGCGGAGAAGGCGGCGUGGGAGUUUUUGGAGAAGGAGAAGCCGAACUUUACGAUUGCGACGAUAAACCCGCCUCUUGUGUUUGGGCCGAUCGUGCAUUACCUCAACUCUCUAGACUCCCUGAACACUUCUAACCAGCGCAUCCGCAAUUACAUGCAGGGCAAAGGCAAGGACGAGCCAGUGCCGACGGGUGUAUACCUCUGGGUGGAUGUCCGAGACGUAGCACUAGCACACGUCAAGGCGAUGGAGCUGCCAGAGGCGGCGAACAAGCGGUUCUUUGUGACCGCUGGCCAUUUCAGCAACAGGGAGAUCGUGGAGGCAAUCAGCAAGAACUUCUCUGAUAUUAAGGACGGGCUGCCAACUGAGUUCAAGAAGGGCGUCGACGAUUAUCCGGAGGAGGAAUUCUACAACUACGAUAACAGCAGAUCGAGGGAGGUGUUGGGAUUGAAGUUUAGGAGCAUUGAAGAGUGCGUAACGGAUACUGUCAGGUCGCUGCAGGCAGUGGGCGCAUAA